AUGGAUGCAUUGACACACCAUAUUCAAGGCGAGGUGCCAUGGUAUAUGUUAUUUGCUGACGACAUAGUUCUGAUUGAUGAGACGCGAGGUGACGUCAACGAGAGGCUGGAGGCUUGGAGACAGGUCCUAGAGUCCAAGGGUUUCAAGUUGAGCAGGACUAAAACGGAAUAUCUAGAGUUCAAGUUCAGCAUCGAGCCGAAGAAAGCGGGAUUGGACGUGAGGCCUGGAUCACGGGCCAUCCUCAAGAGGGGCAACUUCAAGUACCUUAGGUCGAUUAUACAGGCGGAUGGGGUGAUCGAUGAGGAUAUCACACACCGGAUAUGGGUGGGGUGGAUAAAGUGGAGGUGGGCAUGGCCCCUAUGGAUGACAAGCUGCGGAAAGCAAUGGUCAGAUGGUUCGGACAUGUUCAGAGUAGAAGCCCAGAUGCCCCGGUAA
Molecule: messenger RNA, 435 nt
Organism: Nicotiana attenuata
Lineage: Eukaryota; Viridiplantae; Streptophyta; Magnoliopsida; Solanales; Solanaceae
Exons: 2
Coding region: 1-435 (144 amino acids)
Source: RefSeq, a predicted model, not a curated record